AUGGUACUUGAAAUGUCCGAAAAAUUAGGAGGAUCACGGAACUGGUCUCGGAAUAUUUUUUCGGAAGUCCGGAACGGAACUCCGGGAAGAGCUCCGGAACCGGGAAAAAAAAGGGCACCGGGGUGUCCACCGCGAGGUGGGCAUGCCCACCCUCAAGGACUGGGCGCGCCCCCAGGCAAGGCGGGCACGCCCGCCCAACCUGGCGGACAUGCCGCCCAGCAUGGGCGGGGCUUCGCUCGCCAGCAUGGGCGGGCACGCCCCGCCCUCGAGGCGGGCAGGCGCGCCGCGGGUAGUGGUAAUGGAAAUGGAGCUGCCGGGGGAAGUGGACCUGCUGCCUCCAAUCAGGGUCCUGCUGCUGAACCUACAAACCCUGCCCUGAACCUGGAUGAUAUGCCCUCUAAAACUGCCUCUAAACUGGAAGCUCAGAGAAUGAGAGAGAAACUAGAGCUCCUAGAAAGGUCCAUCACUGCUCUCAAAACCCACAAGGAAGUGGUGGACAUGGACUCCUUAGUCCUUGUUCCCUGA
Jatropha curcas is the source of this 525-nucleotide messenger RNA. The record is from RefSeq and is a predicted model, not a curated record. NCBI's taxonomy places the organism in Eukaryota, Viridiplantae, Streptophyta, Magnoliopsida, Malpighiales, Euphorbiaceae.